CUAACAGCGCGAGCCCAGCACUGCUCAGAAAAGACAGAUAGAGAAUCAGGCGGCUGCAAGGGGUGGCAGUACGACCCUCUUUUGGGGGGGUCUGAUUAUAACAAAAUAUAUACACACAUAUAUGCAUGCCCAGGGCCGCGAGAUAGGUCAUAUGGCGAUUGUAGAUAUUCUAGCAAACAUCUAGAGGUCUAUCUAUACAUUUCAAAAUGCCUAUUUUACUUUUUCUGAUAGACACGUCCGCUUCUAUGAAUCAGCGCACUUAUUUGGGUACGACGUAUCUGGACAUUGCUAAAGGCGCGGUUGAGAUCUUUAUGAAGCUGCGUGCCCGAGACCCGGCUAGUAGAGGCGACAGGUACAUGCUAGUUACAUUCGAUGAUCCACCAUACGGCGUAAAGGCGGGUUGGAAAGAGAACCAUGCCACAUUCAUGAGCGAGCUGAAGAACCUGCAGGCAUCUGGACUGACUACACUGGGUCACGCCCUCCGCGCCGCCUUCGACCUGCUCAAUCUCAACAGACUCGUCUCUGGCAUCGACAACUAUGGUCAGGGUCGGAACCCUUUCUUUCUGGAGCCAUCGGUCAUUAUUACGAUCACCGAUGGAAACAAACUGACACACAGCUCUGGGGUGGCUGAGGAGCUACACCUGCCGCUGAAUUCCCCGUUGCCGGGUAGUGAGCUGACUAAGGAGCCAUUCCGCUGGGAUCAGCGGCUCUUCGCCCUGGUCCUGCGGAUGCCAGGAGUGGCCGUGCCGGACAGCGAGCAGCUGGGCAGCGUGCCCACUGAUGAGUCUGCCAUCACCCAGAUGUGUGAGGUCACUGGAGGGCGCUCUUACUGUGUGAGGACGCAAAGGAUGCUGAACCAGUGUCUCGAGUCUCUCGUCCAAAAGGUUUUGAGUGGAGUUGUAAUUCACUUUGAGAAAAGCGGCCCAGAUCCACCUGUGAUAGGCGAAGAUGGUCUUGUGGAUCCAGCUCGUCCUUUGUCGUCAUUCAGUCCACAGCCCUGGCACAGCUGCCACAAGCUCAUUUAUGUCCGGCCCAACCCUAAGACGGGCGUUCCUGUGGGUCACUGGCCAAUCCCAGAAUCCUUUUGGCCUGACCAGAACUCCCCCAGUUUGCCUCCUCGAUCUGCCCAUCCUGUGGUGCGGUUUUCCUGUAUCGACUGUGAACCGAUGGUUAUUGACAAGCUGCCUUUCGACAAAUAUGAGCUGGAGCCUUCCCCGCUCACCCAGUACAUCUUGGAGAGGAAAUCUCCUCACAUGUGCUGGCAGGUGUUUGUGAACUGCAGCGGCAAACACAGCGAUGGAGCCCACCCGUUCGGCUACCUGAAGGCCAGCACUACGCUCACCUGUGUCAACCUCUUCGUCAUGCCUUUCAACUAUCCCGUCCUGUUGCCACUCCUUGAUGAUUUGUUUAAAGUGCACAAGCUAAAGCCAAACCUCAAGUGGCGGCAGGCCUUUGAAAUGUACCUGAAGUCCAUGCCUCCUUACUUUCUCUUGCCUCUCAAGAAGGCGCUAAGGAUGAUGGGAGCCCCAAAUCUCAUCUCUGACAACAUGGACUGUGGCUUGAGCUACAGUGUCAUUUCCUACCUAAAAAAACUCAGCCAGCAGGCAAAGAUUGAGUCAGACCGUCUGAUUGUGUCUGUCGGUAAGAAGCCUCCUCAAGAGACGGGCAUCAAGGUUAAGAACCACUCGAGUGCCCUGUCGCUGGCACACCGCCGCGAUUUCAAGCAGCUCCUGCAGGGCAUCACAGGCGAGGUUCCCCUCCGACUCAUCGACAUGAACUUCAAAGAGUUCGCUGGUUUCCAGAUUGCACUUCUCAACAAGGAUUUGAAGCCCCAGGCCUAUAGGAACGCUUAUGAUAUUCCGCGACGGAACCUUGUAGAUCAAGUGACUCGGAUGCGUUUCAACCUUUUGAGGACAACACAGAAGCUAAUCAGAGGCCAGGAUGAUGACUCCUUGCACAGUAUUCCAGUGGGGCAGAUGGGAAAUUAUCAGGAGUAUUUAAAGAUGAUGCCAUCACCUCUGCGGGAGAUUGAUCCGGACCAGCCCAAACGACUGCACACAUUUGGCAACCCAUUCAAGCAGGACAAGAAGGGAAUGAUGAUCGAUGAAGCAGAUGAGUUUGUGACAGGCCCGCAAAAUAAGAAGCGGAGUAACACUGGGGAUCUUAACUCAGGCACUGCCCUGAAGAGGAGGAGGAGUAUGUCCCCUCUGCUGCGCCGGCCCCAAACUCCUCCAAUAAUAACCAAUCAUGUCCUGGGGAAGGGCCCUACAGGGACUCAGGGCCAGCAAGGAAUCAUAAAACCCAUCCCACUACACAAAGGAGCUGAGGGAAACAGUGUAGGAGACACAGAAAGCAACGGUGAGCGAGCGUCUGACGGGGAGGCUGCAGACGGGUGGCCUGGAGGAGUGGAUGAAGAGGGAGGAGGACCUGCACUUGUGGAGGACACAGGAGAGGUGGGGACACCAGACGGCGAGGAGGAGGGAAUAGGAUUGGAGAACUGUCUGGAUGAGAGACCCGCCGAUCUCACACAGAACUGUGAGGACCUGAGUCCUCCGGGCCAGGAGGAGGCUCUGGAGGGCAACGGAGGAGACACACCAGGCACAAUUGUCAUGAUUCCCCUGGAGGGGAGUAACGCGGAGCUACGCACUCGGGUCAUCAAAGAAGUCCGCAAGCCUGGCCGCAAUUAUGAGGCAAUAUUCAGGUUACUGGAGGAGGUGAAGGGGCCAGCAUCAGUGCAGAGGUACUUUAUUCAUCACGCCAUCAAAGAGGCAGCCAGGUGAGAGCUCUCUUCAAACGCUCACAUGCCUUUCUCCUCUCACCAAUGACACGGGUUUCCUAAACACUUCCUCAGCAAACUAACAAAUGAAUCAUUCCCCCACCGCUCUCUAACGAGUAUAUUUCUACAUAUCCCCUACAGUGUU
Messenger RNA from Cyprinus carpio (common carp), 2921 nucleotides. Its product is annotated as integrator complex subunit 6 like. Gene Ontology annotation, cellular component: integrator complex. Gene Ontology annotation, biological process: snRNA 3'-end processing. The transcript is spliced from 17 exons. The coding region runs from base 207 to 2780 and encodes 857 amino acids. NCBI's taxonomy places the organism in Eukaryota, Metazoa, Chordata, Actinopteri, Cypriniformes, Cyprinidae. The record is from RefSeq and is a predicted model, not a curated record.